GAGGAGGGGGGUCGCACUUCUUCUUCCGCGUUCUUCCGUAUUCUAAUACAUCCACAGUAACAUACUACCUUUCGCGACCGAGCUGAGAAAACGCUAUAGCGACACGAUGAGCACUGAAAAAUACCCGAAGUCUUCUAUUGAAGACGACUUUAAUUACGGGACCAAUGUCGCUACAGCCAGUAUCCAGAUCCGUAUGGACUUCCUGAGGAAGGUCUACACCCUCCUGAGCCUGCAGAUCAUCUUGACCACAGCCACCUCUGCUCUCUUUAUGUUUUCUCAAAGCAUCAAAGAUUUUGUCCAUGGCAGUCCUGCUGUGGUUCUGGUUUCUGCUCUGCUCUCCCUGGUUCUUCUGCUGGCCCUGGCCGUUUACAGGCACCAACAUCCCGUCAACCUCUACCUGUUGCUCGUUUUUACGUUACUGGAGGCAGUUUCUGUGGCCACAGCUUUGACCUUCUAUGAAUACUCUACAAUCCUGCAAGCUUUGUUCCUGACCUGUGCUGUGUUUACUGGACUGACGGCCUACACGUUCCAGUCCAAGAGAGACCUCAGCAAAAUGGGCGCAUGGCUUUUCGCAUGUCUUUGGAUCCUCGUCAUCGCAGGCUUUAUGAGGUUCUUCUUCAACAGUGACAGCACAGAGCUGGUUCUGUCUGGAGCUGGGGCUCUGGUCUUCUGCGGCUUCAUUAUCUACGAUACCAGCCUGCUGAUGAAGCAGCUCUCACCUGAGGAGCACAUCUUGGCCUCUAUCAACCUCUACCUUGACAUUGUCAACCUCUUCCUGCACAUCCUGCGUGUCCUCGACUCUCUGAAGAAGCACUAACAGCUUCAGUAUCACUGAACUCUUUUCCUCAGCUCUAACACACUGUUGUGUAUUCUAUAAGCUUCACUGGAAAUCCUUGAUAUACCUGUGCUGUGAUUAUGGUCUGUUAAUGUGAGUGUUAUUGUCCUGAAGUCAACCAGAAGUUUUAUUUUAGAAGGGAAUCUUUGUAACUUAAAGAGCUGUAUGUACUUGCUGUAUUUUCUGCUUCUGCCACAACAUUGAACCGACCAACAGGAGACGUGUAUAAACUUGAUAUUCUUGUUAAAAUGUAAUGUUCUGCUGGGAAGCCUUGGCUCCUGGCCUUCAUAUGGACGUUAUAAUGGCAUGUACCAUCCACCUAAACAUUUUUUUAGACCAAACCUUUUUAGUCUGACCAAGCAUUUUUUUUUCUCGGGCAAUGGCACCCAACAAAGAUUAACUGAUCCGGCCUCCAAACUCCAAUCUCUGGUCUGAUCAUCCACAGGAUGCACUGCAGCCCAGCUGAUCGACUGAAGCCCCACCCUGCAACCCACGGGAGCCAGUAGAUCCACUGGCAACAUCUCUGUGCCAGACACCACAUGAAAGCCCCAGAGGUCCUUUGUCAGUGUAGGAAUGGAUCAAACCUGUUAUGGUGGCAAGUGUGGGACUUACACAAGAACAUAUAGACGUAAUUUGAAUGUUGUGGUGUCCACUGCAGAGGCAGCUAGCGCCUCCAACUGGCCUAACUGCUGCUCAGUGUUCUGUUAGGGCCAAAUCAUGCUUUCUGUAUUCAUGUUUCCUGAACACAGACAGAAUUCCUCAGCGUUCUACAUGACAUGUGUUUCUACCUAACGCCAACGUCUCUGCCCCAGACACCACAUGAAAGCCCCAGAGGUCCAGAGUGAAUGGCCCCCCAUGUGCAGCGCGCAGACUGCAGAUGUGCCAAGAAAACGAGAUGGAUGCUUGUUUUUAAGAGAGCCUUUGCAGUUAUCCAAGCCUUUUAUAUGUAAUCAUGGGAGUUGUAAUCAGAAAAAGUUCCUGCCAGAUUUUGGUGCUUUAAUUUAUUUCCACCGAUGACAUCUAAACUCAGUGGGAUGUUCGAAGUUCUUUUUAGAAAUCUUUUGUUGUGUCUGUCUAUUGUGCUUUGUACAGAAAAGUAUUAAAAGGCUCAUCUCAUUUAAUAAA
This is a messenger RNA of Stegastes partitus (bicolor damselfish), 1960 nucleotides long. RefSeq names its product transmembrane BAX inhibitor motif containing 4 (gene tmbim4). The record is from RefSeq and is a predicted model, not a curated record. Bases 107 to 817 code for a protein of 236 amino acids. Lineage: Eukaryota; Metazoa; Chordata; Actinopteri; Pomacentridae. Gene Ontology annotation, cellular component: membrane. Gene Ontology annotation, biological process: negative regulation of apoptotic process. The transcript has 7 exons.